UUAAGUUUCAAAAUGGUAGCUUGAUUUGGUUGACAGAUAGAAGAAUAGAAAUAAUAUAAAUUAAAGGACAUUUUUUUUGCUACUUUUUUAUGUUUAAUGUUUUAUAGUUUACUAAUGAAAACAUUCAUACGAAUUAAUAAUUAACGAAUGAGCUUUCUUGUGCUAAAACUUAGUGUAUUUAUGUUGUUUGUAGCAGAGAGAUUUUGUACUGAAAAGCACUUAUUUCUAUGAACUCGAAAAGCGAAACUGACGAAGCUUCAAGGGGGAACGAAGCGUCAUCGUCAAAGACUAUUUCAACCCCAAACAAUUCGGAGGAGCAACCCGCGUCGAGUUUAUGUACUACUACAGGUUCAAACAACACCCAGGACAUAAUGAAGCGAGCUGCCGCUAAACAGUUGAUUGAGAGGUAUUUCUACCAGUUGCUAGAUGGCUGUGGAAACCCAGACUGUGACAAUCAAUAUUGUGCUUCCAGUGGGGAGGCGAGGAACCUGACUCCCAAUGAAGCAGCAGCAGAGGCCAUAAAGCUGUUCUACAAAGAGGCACGCUUGUGUGACACCCUCCCAAACAAAGUUCCUCGCACUGAAGCCAGCACAUGUGAUUCUAGUGCCAGCACAACAUGUACAGUAUCAAAUACAAAAGACAAAACAGAUAACAAAGAGAACACAAUUGGAUCUGCUUCAUCAAGCACUUCUCUACAACACAGCACUACUAAUGAGGCAAAACCAGAAACUAGUCAAAAAGUAUCUCAACAAGAGGAACACAAAACAGUUAGUCAUAAUAAUGGCGCACCACUUACUGAGGAGCGUAUUUGUCAACUUUGUGCUGAGUGCCUUCAUACAUUAAAACCGCAACCCCUGGUCAGAGCAUUGGGGGAAGCGUUUACGCAGCCAGCUAUACUAGCUAGGUGUUUCCAGAGUAAAGUGUCGGAAGAUGAUAGUAAUAACGAUGGCGGGAAAAAUAAAGAAAAAGAAUCCAAAGCAAUGUGUUCAUCUAGUGACCCAGACAAAGAUGUAGAUAGUGUCACAGGGCCAGGCUUGGACGUAGCGUCAUGUCGCAGAGCCUUCGAGUAUCUAGCUAAAGUGCCAUCAGAAUACUACAGCUCGGCCCUUGUGACUGCAUUAACUACACUUGCUGAAAACCUCGAAAUAGAUCUAAGGAUAACUAAAAAGAUGAGUAUGGAGGACGCCGUGAAUUGUUUUGUGAUCGCAUUUGAAGUGCCGGAUCUCGGGUGUAGCGACUACUUGGAGAUUGCACUGCCAGCGCUCUGUCACGCAGCUGAGCACUUGUCAGUUAAAGCUCAAGCAAAACUUGCGCGUAUAUGGGCACAACACUGUAAGGAGAGCUUGCGGCAUAUAUUAGAAACAUUACAACAACUUAUAACGCUGCGGGUUAUUUCCACUAACUACACCAACCAUUUUACAGUACAGGAUGAUGAAAGCGUCACCAUGGCAACUAAAUUAAUGAAAAUAGUGUACUAUGCAAAUAUGCUAGCCGGUGUUAUGGAGUCAAACACGUUGAGAGAGGAACCCAUAGUGAUAGCAAAUCAAUUGGACCCACUAGGCGAUGUUAUAGAACAUUUGUUCCCGCCCAUGAAGAGCUCAAAACACUCACAGCCCGACGAUCCAUUAGCUAUUGAAUUAGAUAUAAAUGUGUUAGAUGCUAGAAAACCAUACUUGCCAUUCGAGGAAUUUUACAACGAACCUCUUAGUGAUACUAUAGAAAUGGAAAUAGAUUUUGCAAAUUAUAAAUCUGAAAUAAAUAACGGUAAGAAGUUCACGUUCCUAAAGUACCCGUUCAUCCUGACGACGGCGAGCAAAUCGCUGGGGCUGUACUAUGAGAACCGCAUCCGGAUGCACUCGGAGCGGCGCGUGUCGAUGUUCCACGCGGUGGUGGGCGCGGUGCCGCCCAUGCCCUUCCUGCGGCUCAAGGUGCGGCGCUCGCACAUCAUCGAUGACGCGCUCGUUGAGUUAGAAAUGGUAGCAAUGGAACGAGUAUUGGAUCUAAAGAAACAGUUGGUGGUCGAGUUUGAAGGAGAACAAGGGGUCGACGAGGGCGGCGUGAGUAAAGAAUUCUUUCAACUCAUCGUCGAGGAGAUAUUCAAUCCCGAUUACGGAAUGUUCACACAUCAAGCGGAUACCAAUACUGUGUGGUUUAAUCCCACAUCGUUUGAAACGGAGGCUCAGUUUACACUAAUAGGCAUAGUUUUAGGUUUAGCGAUAUACAAUAAUAUUAUUCUAGCCGUAGAUUUUCCCAUGGUUGUGUAUAGAAAACUUAUGGGGAAGAAAGGUUCCUUUGAAGAUUUGGCAGAUUGGAAUUCGACUUUAUAUAGAGGUUUAAAAGAUAUGCUAGAGUAUACUGGAGAUGAUUUAGAAGAGGUGUACUAUCAGACAUUUAGGAUAUGCCAUCAAGAUGUGUUCGGUAACAAUAUAUUCCAUGAUUUAAAGGAGAAUGGCGACAGCAUAUUUGUAACACAGGAAAACAAAAAAGAAUUUGUUGAUUUAUAUGCCGACUUCCUUCUGAACAAGUCUGUAGAAACACAGUUCAAAGCGUUCCGGCGCGGUUUCGUUAUGGUGACUGACGAGAGUCCACUCUCGGUGCUGUUCAGGCCGGAAGAGGUGGAGACUCUAGUUUGUGGCAGCAAGAACUUCGACUUCAAAGAGUUGGAGAAAUCGACAGAGUACGACGGCGGGUACACGGCCGAGUCGCGGAUCAUCAAGCAAUUCUGGAAUGUCGUGCACGGACUCGCUCGCGAGCACAAGCGCAAACUCCUCGAGUUCGCCACCGGCUCCGACCGAGUGCCCGUCGGCGGCCUGAGCUACCUCAAGCUAGUCAUAGCCCGCAACGGACCCGACUGCGACCGCCUGCCCACCGCACACACCUGCUUCAACGUGCUCCUCUUACCCGAGUACGAUUCCCAGGAGAAACUCCAGGAUAGGCUCAUGAAGGCCAUUAGUUAUUCCAAGGGCUUCGGUAUGCUCUAACCAUAGCGCCCGCGCGCUCGUAUUGUAAAAAGCCAUGACAUCCCUGGUGUCUUUGUAAUAAUAAAAGUUUGUUCUAUUUAUAUAG
Messenger RNA from Galleria mellonella (greater wax moth), 3066 nucleotides. RefSeq names its product ubiquitin-protein ligase E3A (gene Ube3a). Bases 228 to 2981 code for a protein of 917 amino acids. Gene Ontology annotation, biological process: protein polyubiquitination. The record is from RefSeq and is a predicted model, not a curated record. Gene Ontology annotation, molecular function: ubiquitin protein ligase activity. The transcript is spliced from 16 exons. NCBI's taxonomy places the organism in Eukaryota, Metazoa, Arthropoda, Insecta, Lepidoptera, Pyralidae.